This is a messenger RNA of Olea europaea var. sylvestris, 1164 nucleotides long. RefSeq lists its product as uncharacterized. The coding region runs from base 1 to 1164 and encodes 387 amino acids. NCBI's taxonomy places the organism in Eukaryota, Viridiplantae, Streptophyta, Magnoliopsida, Lamiales, Oleaceae. The transcript has 2 exons. The record is from RefSeq and is a predicted model, not a curated record.
AUGAAUGAUGCAACAAAAUCAGGUGUGGACUGGGCAUCAACCACUAUUGGAUUGACCCCUAAGGCAACAAACAAUGAGAAACUUAAAGUUAAGCUUGAGGAGCAAAAGAGGGUUGUGGCCAUAAAAGAAAAGAAGAAGGUUGAUUUGGAGGUAUUGGAGACUAAAUCACAAGCUAUUCAUUGCUCCGCUACUUGCAAGGUAAGCUCACUUACUUUUCUUGUUAGCUUUGUCUAUGCUUUCCAUACUAUUGUUAGUAGAAGACCGUUAUGGAAUAAUAUCAUGGAAUACGAAUCCGAUUGCUCUUUCCCUUGGUUAAUCAUGGGUGAUUUCAACAAUGUACUUAACUUUGAUGAAAAAUGUAAUGGGGCGGAUGUUACAUCAUACGAGGUUAAGGACUUUGAAAAUUGUUGCCUAAAUGUUGGAAUUACGGAUAUGAGAUCUAUUGGAUGUUUCUACACUUGGAGAAACGGCACGAAGUGGAGUAAACUUGAUAGAGCCAUGGUGAAUGAUGUUUGGAUACAAGCUGAUUUUAAUUCUAUUGCUGAUUUUCUCCCUUCGGGAUGUAUUUUCGACCACUCACCAUGCAUUGUAUCAUUAUUUGAGCAUGAGGAAAACAAGAGGAAACCUUUUAGGUUCUUCAAUAUGUCGUCUAACCAUGAAAAUUUCCAUGAUGUAGUUCAAAAUUAUUGGGAGAAAGAGAUUAGAGGUACAAAGCAAUUCAUUCUUUGUAAAAAGUUGCAUAGUCUUAAAGGAGAGCUAAGGAAAUUCAAUGAGAAACAUUUUUCACACAUCUCCUCAAGGGCUAAAACAGCUACUUCGGUGUUGAAAACGGUACAAUUGGAGUUGCAAGGAGACCCUCUUAGUAUUGAACUUCAAGGUAAGGUGGCAUCAACGAGGAAAAUAGCCAUGGAUCUUUGUGAGGCGAAAAUGAACUUUUAUUAUCAAAGGGCCAAACGUGAGUACUUAAAGAAUAAUGAUAAGUGCACAAAGUUUUUCCAUUCGAUGGUCAAAAGGAACACAAAACGUAACUUCAUUGCUACCGUGAGUAAAGGAGAUGGAACGUAUACUUCAUCAUUACAAGAAGUGGCCAAUGAAUUCCUUCAUUUUUACAGUGAUUUACUGGAAAAAUCAGUCCAGGGAAAGCUAUUGAUGUUGACAUCUUGA